Molecule: messenger RNA, 402 nt
Organism: Ricinus communis (castor bean)
Lineage: Eukaryota; Viridiplantae; Streptophyta; Magnoliopsida; Malpighiales; Euphorbiaceae
Exons: 1
Coding region: 1-402 (133 amino acids)
Source: RefSeq, a predicted model, not a curated record
AUGCAAACACUGAAUUUAGUUCGAGAAUUUGAGAUGCAGAGGAUAAAAGAUUCAGAAACGAUCAAAGACUAUGUAGACAAGCUCCUCAUCAUUGCAAAUAAAAUAAGGCUUCUUGGUACUGAUCUCUCCGAUUCUAGAAUUGUCCAAAAAAUUCUUGUAACAAUUCCUGAAAAAUAUGAGGCCACAAUCACUUCCCUCGAAAACUCAAGAGAUUUAUCAAGCAUCACUUUGGCAGAAUUGUUGAGUGCACUUCAGGCUCAAGAACGAGGAAGACUUAUGAGACAACAAUGUUCCAUUGAAGGAGCUUUGCUAGUCAAAUCUCAAAAUAAUAAUUAUGGUAGCAAGAACAAGAAGAACAAGCCAUGGAGUUUCAGCAAUAAUAAUGACAACAAAACUUCUUAA